Molecule: messenger RNA, 1124 nt
Organism: Pyrus x bretschneideri (Chinese white pear)
Lineage: Eukaryota; Viridiplantae; Streptophyta; Magnoliopsida; Rosales; Rosaceae
Product: PHD finger protein ALFIN-LIKE 4
Exons: 5
Coding region: 98-868 (256 amino acids)
Biological process (GO): regulation of DNA-templated transcription
Cellular component (GO): nucleus
Molecular function (GO): transcription coregulator activity; transcription cis-regulatory region binding; histone binding
Source: RefSeq, a predicted model, not a curated record
UUUCUUUGCUAGUUACUAAAGCUCAAUUAGUCAAUUUCGCUCUCAGGAGGGAGGGAGAGAGAGAGAGAGAGAGAGAGAGAGAGGAGAGUGAACGGAGAUGGUGAUGGAAGUAGAAGGAGGAAUAGCACCGUACAGCCCCCGCACUGUGGAGGAGGUUUUCACCGACUUCAAGGGCCGUCGAGCCGGCUUGAUCAAAGCUCUCACCACUGAUGUUGAGCGUUUUUACCAGCAAUGUGAUCCUGAAAAGGAGAAUCUUUGUUUGUAUGGAUUCCCGAACGAAGAAUGGGAAGUUAAUCUACCUGCUGAAGAAGUUCCUCCAGAGCUCCCGGAACCUGCUUUGGGCAUCAACUUUGCCCGAGAUGGAAUGCAAGAAAGGGACUGGUUGUCUCUGGUAGCUGUGCACAGCGACGCAUGGUUGCUUUCAGUGGCUUUCUACUUUGGUGCCAGAUUCGGUUUUGACAAGACUGAAAGGAAACGUCUCUUCACUCUGAUGAAUGAUCUGCCAUCUAUCUUCGAGGUUGUGGCGGGCAUUGAAAAGAGACAGUCAAAGGAGAAGUCAUCAGUUUCAAAUAACAGCAUCCAUAGGCCUAAGUCAAGCUCUAAAGGGAGAGGCUCUGAAUCGGUCAAAUAUGCAAAAGCAAUGCCAAAGAAUGAGGACGAGGGUCUGGAUGAGGAAGGUGAUGAUGAGCACGGCGAGACUGUCUGUGGUGCAUGUGGGGAGAGCUAUGCUGCUGAUGAAUUCUGGAUUUGCUGCGACAUAUGUGAGAAGUGGUUCCAUGGAAAAUGCGUGAAGAUAACCCCUGCCAGAGCUGAGCACAUCAAGCACUACAAGUGCCCGUCAUGCAGCAACAAGAGAGUCCGGCCUUGAAAUUACAAUGGGGGGUUUGUGCGUCCGCCCCCCUUGUAAGUAGUUCAUGUUGGAUAGAGUUAAGCUGACUACGUAGUAAAGGUAUCGGCGUGUGAGCCAUGGUGGCAUAACCCUUCUACUUAGUACUUUGUUCUUCGUGAUCUUGUUACUUGGAUGAUGUUAAUGUCUCGUAAUUAGUAGGAUCUAUAAACGGGGAUGCUAUGUCUAUUUUAUGCAGUUCUGUCAAAUGCUAAUGGCCCUAAAUUAGCCUGUCAAA